Cydia strobilella is the source of this 5268-nucleotide messenger RNA. RefSeq names its product ubiquitin-like-conjugating enzyme ATG3 (gene Atg3). Gene Ontology annotation, molecular function: Atg8-family ligase activity. Gene Ontology annotation, biological process: autophagosome assembly; autophagy of mitochondrion; nucleophagy. Bases 129 to 1100 code for a protein of 323 amino acids. Gene Ontology annotation, cellular component: phagophore assembly site; cytosol. Lineage: Eukaryota; Metazoa; Arthropoda; Insecta; Lepidoptera; Tortricidae. The transcript has 7 exons. The record is from RefSeq and is a predicted model, not a curated record.
UCAAACGAAAAGUGCUUUUGCGUACGGCAGUUUAUAUUCCAUUGUCCGGCUAAAGGUAAUAUUCGGAAUUGCCUUUUGUUUGGCACACAAAAGCCCAUUGUUCCUCGUCCAGUAGACAGCGGGCUACGAUGCAAAGUGUCAUCAACACGGUGAAGGGAACCGCCCUGGGCGUCGCGGGGUACCUCACUCCCGUGCUGAAGGAAUCAAAGUUCCAAGAGACUGGUGUGCUCACCCCCGAGGAGUUUGUGGCAGCGGGAGACCACCUGGUGCACCACUGCCCCACGUGGCAGUGGGCCAAGGGUGAGGAGUCCAAGAUCCGUAACUACCUGCCCAGUGACAAGCAGUUCUUGGUCACCAGGAAUGUGCCAUGCUAUAGGAGGUGUAAACAGAUAGAGUACUGUGAAGAUAAAGAGAAGGUGAUAGAGGAUGACCAAAAUGGAGAAGGUGGCUGGGUGGACACUCACCAUUAUGACACUGCCGGCUCACCCACGGUUGAAGAAAAGGUGUGUGAGAUGACCCUAGACGCGGCCGACACAGGCGACAGUGACGGCGAGGCAGGCGACCCUGACAAUGAUGAUGAUGAUGAGGAGGAAGAGGAUGGUGAAGCUGAAGACAUGGAGCAGUUCCAGGAGUCGGGGCUACUGGAUGAAGUGGAUCCUUCAACAGAUCUCGCGCCGCGUAAGGAAAGCAAACCCAAGGAGGCCAAACCAUCUCGCGGCGACGGCGACGACAUCGUGCGUACGCGCACGUAUGAUCUGCACAUCACGUACGACAAGUACUACCAGACCCCGCGGCUCUGGCUCAUCGGGUACGACGAGAACCGCGCGCUGCUGAGCGUGGAAGCGAUGUACGAGGACGUGUCGGCCGAGCACGCCAAGAAGACGGUCACCAUCGAGGCGCACCCGCACCUCGCCGGGCCCGGCAUGGCGUCCGUGCAUCCGUGCCGACACGCAGAAGUGAUGAAGAAAAUAAUAGAGACGGUAACGGAGAGCGGCGGCGAGAUGGGCGUGCACUCCUACCUUAUCGUGUUCCUCAAGUUUGUACAGACGGUCAUCCCCACCGUCGAGUACGACUUCACGCAGAACUUCGCCAUCAACUAGACUCCACCUUUAUAUCUGAUCAGGGGUGUUGCGGAUGCCUAUUUUUUGACAUCCGCAUAUGCGGAUGCGGAUUUAUAAAAGCGCACAUCCGCGGAUGCGGAUGUCGAGAUUAGGCACAUAAAAAACGUCAAAUAUUACUCUUUAGUAAUUUUUAUAAAAAAAAAACUAAACUUUUAAUAUUUUAACAAGAAUAUAGGUGCCCCACUAUCGCAUUACUAUACUAAAGUCCAAAAAAAUCAAAUUAUUCACUUUUUGUCUCUGUCCGUCAUAGGCUAGUGUUCGAUCGACGAAUCAAAAGAACGAAACGAGAUUCCUAUUGGCUAAUGUCGAAAUUACCUAGCACUUACGCCGCCGCUAAGACGUUCCUGUACCUACCUGUUCCACAUCCGCAUCGGCAUUAAGCUCCGCAUCGAUUUUAUGCGGAUGCGGAUGUUGAAAAUAAUGCGCAAGUUCCGCGGUUGCGGAUGCGAAUAUUCGCAACAUCCCUGUAUCUGAUCUAGCCGAUGGGGCGGCGGCGGCACGACUGAUUUAAUUAUUAACGUUUUGAAAGACCGAUGAUAUUAGCGCAUAGUCUACUGGUAACUGGACACUAGCGCUGUGAUCUUGGAACCUAAUGUCGGUAUUGUCAUCAUUUUCCCAAAAUGUUUGUACGAAAUACCUUUUGUCUCAGAACUUACUUCUUGGGGAUUUCCUUUUUUGUGAUGUGGCACUUUCAACUCUGGUAAUAAAAGACAAUUUCGUUUCCAAAAUUGAUUUUCUGUGAUGCGUCCCACACAAAAAUUCACACUAAAAUGUCACAAAGUUUAGGGACGGGGAAGUACGUAUAUUUUGUAGAUGGGUUUACUCGUAUUUGGGAAUCUGAAUCAUAAGUGCUAACGAUUCUAAAAAAGAAACACCCAAUAAGGUAGUUAGAGGUGUAAAGUUUUUUAUUCAUACUAUUUGGGAAGCUCUCGCAAACAUCUAUGCUGACGAAAUGUAGUCAAGACCAGACGGGGCCAGUGUCGUCUGUAUAUAUAUGUGGUAUUUUCUAUAAAAAGGGACCUUAUAUUGUCGAUGGCGCUUACGCCAUUAUUAACGAUGCUUCGAUAUAAAUACAAUGCCGCGCGACGCUGUGCGGCGUAAGCCAUCGACAAUAAGGUCCCUUUUCAUAGAAAAUGCCCCAUAUGUAGGUGUCUACUUUUUGAAGUUCACGCAGUCGUUUCUACCGUGAAAUACGUCUUCAGUUUCUCGCAACAUUUUAGGUGUAUUCCUAUUUGUCCCCAUCUUACGUGACCGCCGCCAUACAUGAGACGGGGAUAAGUGGGAAUGAUUUAUAUGCCGCGCCUGUUCCCACCUGUGCCCGGCGGGGACAAAUGGAAAUACUCCACAUUUUGCCAUCACCAGCGCAGUGGAAUGCUGGCACUAUGUUUUACCUAUAUUUCAACUUUGGAAGAUAAAGUUCCUUAUCGCCAUUUGAAAAACCUUCGCUUUAAUUAGCAUCUAGGAUAUUUGCUGAAAAUGCUAAGCAAUAAUGCUCCUUAUUCCUUAAUGAUAUUGAUAAAGUUUGGUUAAUUGGUGCUUUUGUGGUCGCAAAUAAGGUUCGUGUUUACUUAGCAAUGUUUUAACGGCGCCAAGAAGCAAUAUCGUUUAGUAUUUUUACAAUUCCAAUAUAUUUUUGUUACUGGGGCGUGAUGAAAACGUGGAGAGGGAUACAAAAACAUCAAAAUAUUUCAUUAAACACGACAGUUUUCCCGUGAAAUCUUGCCUCUGUUGACUUUAAAGAUACUACAGUCAGCAACAAAAGUAAUUAAGCGGGACACGUGUUCAAAACGACCUACGCACGCUACACUAUUUUAUCAAAUGUGAUGUUCAGAUCAUUUUGAACACCUCACCCGCUUAGCUGCUUCUGCUGCUAACUGCACACCAUCGAAAGAUUAGUUAUGGCACAGCAUUAGACUUUAGAGCAUUUAUAAUAUAACUAUCCGUGUACCCUAUUAGAGUACCAAGCUAAUUCUGCACAGACUUUUCAAUUACAAAGUGUGGACUGUCCCCAUUAACUUCAAAUAUGACGUUUAUUGUGGCACGCCCUCACUUAGUCACGUCAAAGUCGGUUCCUAGUUCCUACAGAGUGCUUACACACUCGAAUGGAAUGAUGCGCUGUAUUUUGAAAAAGGCAGUGUCUAUAACUUAAUGAUAUUAUGUACCUAUUAGCCAACGAAUUUAGAUAUGUUUAGUAAUGCCAUUGUAAUAGUAGAGAACUAAUCACAUUUAUAAAGCUAGAUAUUAUUUAUAUUAGUACAAAUAAUGGCUGUGGCCUCGAAAUAAAAUAAAAAUUGUCCCCCGCAUGAAUUUAGUGAUGAUUGGAUAUUUUCACAACUUCGUGUCAUAUAUUAUACACAUUUUUAUUUGUAUACCACGUCGGUGGCAAACAAGCAUACGAUCGUGAUGGUAAGCAGUCACCGUGCCUAUGGACGCCUGCAACUCCAGAGGUGUUACAUGCGCGUUGCCGACCCUUUAAAAACCUUUACACUCCUUUAACAUUUUUAUUUUAUUAUUUAUCGAAAUGUGCGUGCUGCCCAUCACACAAAAGAUGCAAAGCAGGGUUUUCUACAUUUGGGUCCGCCUGCCGGGUCAUCUGUGCCGUGGUGACAACAGAGUAUUCACAAACCUCAUGUAGAGGCUUAGAGGUUAUUACGCACCUGCCAUAUUGUUUACUAAGCUAAGCCGUCUGAAUUUAACAUUUAAAGGAAAAAUGGGAAUAACCAUGGAUUUCCAUUAAAUUUAAAAUUUCUUACCACGCGAUUUUAGUAAACCUCAGCAAACCUAGACAUUUUUAGCAUUAAAUUAGAUCGAUUUUGUGAAAAUUACCAAUCUGAAUCCGUAAUGAAAUUUCAUAUUAACAUCGUAUAUCGUAAGCUCGCUAUUUUAAAGCAAUGAAACACGUACCUAAAGCCUUACUUUUUAUAUAAAAUCUUGUUUUGUUUUUUAAAUAUUAUAUAUUGUUUAUAAAGACGUGUAUUGUGCGGUUUGUUUGUAAACUUUCCUAUGUAAGGUCCAGUAGCUGUUGCGAUCGCUGAAAGAUUAUGAUUUAAACUGCCGUCGCCCACACUCUUUAACUGUCCAUCGCUGGAACAUUAUGCCUUUUUCUUCACACUCGCUCAGUAAAUGUGGAAUUACAUGCAGGCUUAGCGGUAACUAUAGAAAAAGCUUUUUCCUGAGGGAGUUAUGAAGUUUCUAGUAUUAUAAUUAACAGUUUUUUGUCUUAUACUUCAUUUUUGUAUCGCAAGUGUGAUGAAAAACAUUGUGUGUAACUCGGGGCGUAAUAAUAUUGCAAACUCGUCUAUAAAUCGCUCCGGCAAGUCGUCGCGAUUUAACUAUACUCUCGUUUACAAUAUUCAACUUACGCCCCAUGAUGCACAAUGUACUAUUGUGAUAAGGUCCACCGAUGGACAGUCAAGAGUGUUGCUGUUUGUACAGUCGCCAUCAGAUAUUUUGGCCAAGGUUCUCACAAAUAUCUGAACACGCCUCUAUUGUCAAGGCGCUAGGUGCGUGUUCAGAUAUUUUUGAGCACCUCGGCCGCUCCGAUAUAUCUGAUGGCGAUUGUACCUACGUAAUUACAGGUUUUUUUUUUGAGUUUUCAAAGUCAUUACAAUAUAAAUAUUCGAUUUAUUCAAAGCUGUUACCAGUGGGGAAGAAAGCAGUAGGUAUUUGUGACGUUUUCAACCAAAAGGUACCACAUUGUCGCUUGUUGAUAAGGUUGAUUUCUAAUUGAAGCUAUAUGAAAAUAGCGUCUUACUGACAAGCGACAAUAAGUACCCUUUUGGUUGAAAAUUGCACAUUUACCAGUGGUAACAACUUGGUGAUAUCACUGAGGAAAUGUAGGUAUUUGAAUCGAUCGCAACAACUAUGAGAAAGUAGUUUUAUUCUUCGGGCUUGUCAUACUAAUGUAUCUCGCUAGAUUUAUAAUUUUAUAAUAUAAAAGCGAUUUAUUUAAUAUUCAUGUGGUUUUGAUAUUAUAGCGUAAGAAUUGUAAGCAAUGUUAUUAUAUUAUUUAACUCGAAAAUAAACUUUUUAAUCCACAGUAGACUUAUGUACUAUUUAAAGUUGUGUAAAUCUUUUAUUUACGAGUACAUUGAUUGUGCAUUAUUUUCACAAACUUAUUUUUUAUUAAAUAAAUAUUUUGCUACCA